Branchiostoma belcheri (Belcher's lancelet) is the source of this 4392-nucleotide messenger RNA. Its product is annotated as tyrosine-protein kinase Fer-like. The transcript is spliced from 11 exons. Gene Ontology annotation, biological process: protein phosphorylation. The coding region runs from base 145 to 3189 and encodes 1014 amino acids. The record is from RefSeq and is a predicted model, not a curated record. Gene Ontology annotation, molecular function: protein kinase activity; ATP binding. Lineage: Eukaryota; Metazoa; Chordata; Leptocardii; Amphioxiformes; Branchiostomatidae.
CCAAAUCAGACGUUGAUGAAAUGCCUACUAUUACGAAGUUUGAGCUUUAGGUACAAAUUUCGCCUUCCCAUGAUACCCACCAUAUGGAUAUGGGGCGUGGCCUGGUAAACCUGCCAUAUCACAGAUCAAGUCAGGACAGGCGAGAUGGCGGCCUCGAAGGCUCAGGUGAAUUUGACCGAGGAGAGCAUAGACGAGUGUAAAGAUGUAAUGGAGGCAUUUGACAUGCUGGAAAACUUGAGUAUUGCCCCGGAAGAGAUCGACGGGAUAGAAAACCUUGAACAGGCCCAGAUGUUACUUUUGAAACAACUGGCUGUAAUGUCAACUAGGACCCAGUGGACACCUGAAUCUGCCGCAGGUCUUAUGAAAAGUGUCCUUGAAAAGGAUCGGGUCUCACGGCAGGAGCUAUGUUACCACUUUGAAGAGGCUGCAGCAUAUGCAGAAGGACUCCACGGCACCGCUAAACAGCAGCUCGAGUCUAACAUCCCCAGGUUCCAGUCUCUUCUCACCACCAAACUGGAACAGCUGAGGGAUGAUGCAUGCCAUAUCCUCGUGGCAGGUGAGACAUCGGCGGGCAAGAGCACCCUACUGAACCUGAUCCUGGGCGAAGAGCUGCUGCCCUACUCCAUCCUUAGCUCAACAUCUACCAUCUGUGAGCUGAAGCAUGGCAAACAGGAAAGGAUCAGGGCCUUUAAAACUGGAGAUCCCACCAGUUACGUUGAAGUGCCACUUCAGGGUAGCAAGGACGCUCGUAUGGAGGAACUCUCUAAAUUCGUCUACCAGAAAGAAGGAAGAGACAAUCGUGCUUUCGAAUACAACAAAGUUGAGAUCUUCCUGGACUUUCCAUUGCUUGAGGGUGGCAUCACCAUAGUGGACAGCCCUGGAGUGGGGGAGAAUGAGCAGCUCACAGAGAUGGUGAAGAAAUACCUUCCGAACGCUUUCGCGUUUAUGUACAUCAUCAACAGCGCUAACGCCGGAGGAGUCCAGCCUGACCGGCUUGGGGAUCUUCUACAGGCCUUGACACACGAACGCGAUCCUGAUCAGCCGCCGAUGUUCGACCCAAAGUCAGCCAUCUUUGUAUGCAACAAGUGGGACAUGGUGCCAUCCAAGGAAGCAGGCGAGGUUUGGGACGACACCAUAAGGAAACUGAAGCGCUGCUGGCCUGAACUAGAUGAAUCUCAAGUGUUCAAGAUCUCAGCAAAGAAGGCAGCGAUGGCCCGCAACCAAGCCAACUACAUCACAAAGGACUUCGAAAAGUUGUUGAAUGGACUACAAGACUUGCUGCCUAUCGGUCUACAUGCUAAGGUCGAGCUGAACUACCGGUGGCUGGCCUAUCUCCUUGACAGGUCAUCCUUCCAUCUUCGCGUGAUGCUGGGAAACUUGGUGGACGAGGAAAUCCCGGCUCUUGAGCAACAACGACGAAACAUUGUGGCAAGGCUGAAGAAGCUCAGUACAGCAGCAUCCUCUGCAGAAAAGAAGAUGAGACGGUUUUUACAAGAGAAAGUCGACAAUGCAGUAAAGGAUCUUCGGCAGUACCUCACGUCCAACGAAAUUCGCGCGUGGCUUUAUCAGUGGGAAGAGACGGAGCUACCGGACAACGACAGCUGGGCCGUGGUGGAUCAUCUGACAAAGAAGUUGGUGGAACAAGGAAUCCAGCAAGCAAUCAGCACGUGGGAUCAGCACAGGGACUUCUUCAGCAACCUCCGGUCCGAGCUGAUGCAGCAGUUCCGUGCCGAGUUUAACCUUGUAGAGGAGGAUAUCGCAGACAUCGAAGACAAGAUGGCCACCGCAGGUCAGCACGCGAAGAACUCCGACGUCUCAGUUCCAGGCCGCAAAGUCGGUAAGAGCGUGUUCUAUGUUCCUGAGUACAGUGCAGCAAGCCUCACUAUUGGUCAGAAGAUUGCUCUUGGGGCAGCCUCACCUUUGGUCAUACCAAUAGGAGUAGUCGUAGGCCUAUUCGCUCUCCCUGCGGCGGGGGCGAUGGCCAUUAGAAAAAAGGUUGCCGACAAAAAACAACUGCAAGAUUACAGGAAGAACAAGAUGUCGUACAUGGAGAAGCUCGCGAAUGACACGGUCCAGAACUUCGUGACAGACGAAAAUCUCCGCCGGGUCGUCGGACAACAGGUAGAGUCCACAUCUGCAUACAUCGAUCGUCUGUUCGGCACCAUCCCACAGCUUAUCGAGUCAGAUGAACGACUGAUGAAUGAGGGGUACAAGUUGAGGAAACAAGAAGCGAUCGCUCUCACCGAAAAACAUUACGUCCCCAGCCUCGAAACGUGCGAGAAAGUCCGAGGUGAGCUUGACUGCUGCUAUGUGACAACCAUCCGGCAGUACGACAUUGAAUAUGAAGACCUUGUUGAAAGAGAGCUGAUUGCUUCUGGCGGCUUCGGGGACGUCUACAAGGCCAGGAUUGACUCUACGGUGGUCGCAAUGAAGUACAUGAAGGACAGCGUCUCCGCAGAAAACGCGACAGACCUGCUUCAAGAGGAAAGCAAUCUGAGGCGACUUUGUCAUCAGAAUGUGAUCAAGUUCCACGGCACCGCCUACUGGGCACACCACGAGAAGGUCAUCUUUGUGACUGAGCUCUGCCAGGACAAUCUGAAGGAAUACAUCAUCUACCAGAAAGACAGGAACCCGGGCAAGCACAGAAAAGGAACCACAGAACGGAUGACAGCGUUCAACGUCAUCAAACCGUUGGCUGUGCAGAUGGCUACCGCACUGUGCUAUAUCCACUCCAUGGGCUUCGUUCACAGAGACCUCAAACUGGAGAACAUUUUGGUUCAGAUCCCUGAGACGAGUGCAAGUGGAGCAGUCAUCAAGCUAGCCGACGUUGGACUGACCAAGAAGGCUGAAAACAUCACCGGAACCCUGUGUGGCACCCCACCGUACAUCGCGCCUGAGGUCCUACAGGAGAAACGCUACGGGAAGCCGUCAGACAUGUACAGCUUCGGCAUCCUUCUGUGGGAGAUGUGGUACGGGGAGGAGACACCUCACGCCAAGGACUUUGCCAUUCCAAGGCUGAAGGAAUUUUCAAAGGAAAUCAUGGAAGGCAGACGACCAGAUCCCAACAAGGAGUUUUCUGCACCUACUGAAUGGAAACAGCUCAUGAUAGCCUGCUGGAGCACUGACCCAGCCAUGCGGCCCACUGCUGACGACUGUGUCAUGAGGCUGCAGGAAAUAGCAUGUGAUUAGUGCCAGUGUGUAGACAUUAUAAGAACUACAUUGUUCACCAUGCUAACUAUAAAACUUAGCAGCAGACGUGUCCUGUAAUGUGGAUACUGAUGGUAGAUUAGCAACUGGUAUUUCCGUCCUGCAAGGUUGGAAUAUACAUGAAUUAUGCAUUUGAACUUGCAAAUUGUUUAACUACUGACAUAGUUUUUAUCACAUAACACACAGAUACAAUGUAUAUUACUAUCAAUGUUUCAAUUAACUUUGACAAGUUGUUCCAAUAUUAUAAAUCUUUGUUCCCUAUAUAACGUUAAGUUCUUUGAGGGCAUACAGAUGUGGACCAUAGCAAUUAUAAGUUGGUUUUAUGUAUAAAUGUGGAAAUUUAGGAUAUUGUAGAAAAUCAUUUUGUGUUUAAUUGGAAGCCAAAGUUAACUUAAUGGUGCCAUCAUUGCAUAAUAUGUUGAGCCAUGGCUAUGUUGUAUUUGACAAAUUGUGAAACUGAAAGGCUAUUGAUUGUGCUGUUAACAUUUGCUGUAUCAAGUAGACAUCCUCUCCUCUGUUACAUGCCAACACUAAAAGCCUAUUAGCUGUGUUAGAUCAAGAUAGAUAAGCCAAAAUGGUAAGAGAUGCAAUUUCUACAUUGUAUAUGUCAAUACAUUGAUAAGUUUCACAGACCACCAAAUGUAUUUGUCAUUAAACCUAUACACAUUGUAUAAAGCAAGAUUAUCAUUAUCCAAUACAAGGUAAGAUCAUGGGUGUUUGUUUUCUGUAUUAUUCAGCUACGUAUAUUCAAUAUUCUCAAGUUAGGUAUCCCGUAAUUAAUUGAUCUCAAUAUCUUCCAAUCAGUAUGUAGGUAUCUGGCAUCUACAGUAAGCUAAAAAGAUGAGUGCUAUGUUAUAAAAAACGUGAUUAUGAUAGAGUCCAAUUGUAGGACUACUUUCCACAAUCUUUAUCUCAUGCAAAGGCAAGCUUGACGUGUUGUAAUUAAGUGAACACCUACAAUUCAAUUGUAUACUAAGUACAAAAUAACAUUAAUGUAGGUAAGGUAGGCCUCUUGAUACUUGUAGUAAACUGUAUCAUAGUUCUCACACUCAACUCACAUCUAUAACCUUGACUUGUGUCAAUAACUAGUAAGCUUGGAUAUGUACAACAUGUAGACCACAUUAAACCACAAUCCAUUUGUAUACAAUCAACCGACUUGGUGUUAUUAGUAACUUCGACCAAGGA